Acanthamoeba castellanii str. Neff is the source of this 591-nucleotide messenger RNA. RefSeq lists its product as uncharacterized. Lineage: Eukaryota; Discosea; Longamoebia; Acanthamoebidae. The transcript has 2 exons. The coding region runs from base 1 to 591 and encodes 196 amino acids. The record is from RefSeq and is a predicted model, not a curated record.
AUGUCAAACAGGGACAAGAGCAUGACUGAUGGAGAGGUGGAAGAUGAACUGAUUGAAGAGGUGGAGGAGGAGGAACCCAAACAAAUUGAAGAAGAAGAAGAGGAGGAGGAGGAGGACACCACAACAUUGGCCAUCAAGCCCUUCACCAUUGUUCCUGAUGGUGAUCGCCAUCUGAGCACACCUGAUCACAGGCUGGGCCAGAUGAUGUAUUACAAGGACAAGCUCUUCUUCAACACCUACAUCAAGAAGGAGUCACAUCAUCGUUGGGUGCUGGUGACACCACACAACAGUGGCACAAUCCUCAAGGCCGUCAAAGAUGGAUUUCGUUCAGAUCUGCACAGUCAUGGCGUCAAGAGCAUCACCCAGGAGGUCAUGCACAUGUUGCUGACCUGGGAGGCCCUCACAUUGCCUCUUGGAAGUGUCAUUGUGCUCAGCAAGGAUCAGACCAAGAUCCUACUCACCUUCAAUCUGAAAAAGCGCCACAUGAGUGGGUCAUCUCCACGCCUGCGCAAGCAGCUGCACGAUGCUCUCAGUGAGGGCUGCAAGAUCUUGGCUGCUGUCACACUCCCUGUCAUCAUCCUGAACACUUAA